CUCGAGAAACGUCACGAACAGCUGAUUGCACAAAUCACGUGUACCGUGCACACGUGCGAACGCAAAACAAGCGUUGUUUGUGUAAGAAAACAAGAAAAAAAAUCUGAACAAUGGUAAGACACAAGAUACCAGCGAAGAAGCACCGGGGUGUGAAGGAUCCUGGAAAACAGCGCGCUAAGCGUCUGGCAGAGUUAGCAACGUGCACGAAUACCGCGCCGAAGGACAUAAACGAGCAGGAAAUCCCGAAGAGUUUGGAACGUGUGAUUAAGUUGAAGGAAAUAGCAAAGAACAGUAGCAUUCUGAAGAAAAAGCGAAAGAAGAAAAAGAAUGCGCUUAUAUGUGUGGGUCAGCAACAACCUAAAGCGAUGCAUCCGAAGGCGAAGCCGGAAAAAGUCGUGCCGGUGUUUCAGCAGCUACCGGGCGAAUCGGGUCAAAAAUUCAUGCACCGAGUGUGUAAAGAUACGCACUCCUUUCUCAAAGAGACCCAAUUUGAGAGGAAAUAUAACGUUCAAAUCGAGCGUGAUCCCGAAAGCGGUGAAAUACAAGGCUUAAAAAAAUGCAAACGUGAAGACAUUGAUAUUGAAAUGUUGCAGGCUAAGCACAAGAAUAUCAAAAAGAAGAAAAAGACAAUCGAAGGACCCAAACCUCUGACAAAGAAGGAAAAGCAGAGACUAAAACUGAAUAUGAAGAAACAAAAACAAUUGGAAGAUGAUGAGUUUAAAAUGAUAGAGGACAAAGUUGCCUUCGGCGAAGUAGCACAUGAGCCGCCUAAGUUAAAAAUCAAGUCGAAAGACAUCAAUGAAGGCAGAAAGCCCAAAGGAUUGCUCUUGCAUUCUCUGUUAGAAGAUGCAAAAACUGUUUCUUCCAAUUCCAGAGUGAUCGAUAGAUCUGGAAAGAGAAAGAAUUUACCUGUUGCAGAAAGGAGAAAGUUAGAGAAACAACAAAGCGAAGCUAUUGCUUCUUACAGAAAAUUGAGAUCUCAACAAUCAGUUAACAAAAGCUGAUAUCUGAAAUAAAAAAAGAAACGCA
Molecule: messenger RNA, 1029 nt
Organism: Pseudomyrmex gracilis
Lineage: Eukaryota; Metazoa; Arthropoda; Insecta; Hymenoptera; Formicidae
Product: coiled-coil domain-containing protein 137
Exons: 2
Coding region: 111-1004 (297 amino acids)
Source: RefSeq, a predicted model, not a curated record